Brenthis ino (lesser marbled fritillary) is the source of this 801-nucleotide messenger RNA. Lineage: Eukaryota; Metazoa; Arthropoda; Insecta; Lepidoptera; Nymphalidae. The record is from the annotation of a GenBank genome assembly.
AUGAAUAGGACAACGGCUAUUCUUCAAAUCAUAAUCGUUAUUCUAACUUUAAAGUUUACAUAUGGUAGUGAGGAUAAAUACAUUCGCUAUGUCAAAGAUGGCUGCUUUUUGAAAGGCGAAGCAUUUUCGUGUAUAAAAUACAAAGCUUUGAAAGUCGCUAAGAAAACUUUCUUUGGUGAUACAAAUAACGAAACAAUAAUAGGCAAUACUGUAGUAAGCUUAGUACCUUUAGAUGAAGAGACUAUCAAAAAUUUAACUACGUAUGAACAAGUUGAACUUUUACCAAAUGAACCCAGAAGCAUUUUAUCAGAAUGGACUGAAAUAGCUAAAUAUUUUGUACAUUUAGUUAAAGAAUUCUUCGCAAUGAAAGGCUUGAGAGUUAACUUGCCAGAAGGUGCCAGGACUAUUGAAGAACAAGUUGAGGAUGAUGGACGUGGUAAAAAGAAGAGGCUGGCUAUAAUGAUUCCACUUCUGAAUCUAUUAGCUACAAUGAAGACUAAAAUGCUGCUCAUCCCAAUUCUUCUAGCAGUCAUGUUGAUUAAGAAGCUAUUGUUGAUAGCUGCUCUCCUAGUACCAAGUCUUCUCAGCACUUUGAAAGCUUGCAAGCACCACCAUCCAAUGACACACUAUUCGUACUUUGGCGGAGAUUCUUCAGACUUCAAUUCCGACUACGGUAGCAGUUACGCGUACUCCUCAGGAGGCGGAUAUGGAAAGGAUUGGCCAUCAAAUAGGGCAUACACGUUGCCAAAACAUAGACCAACUUCUGCACCUAUUUAUAUUACUGCACCAGGUGCUCCAGCA